Trypanosoma grayi is the source of this 471-nucleotide messenger RNA. RefSeq lists its product as hypothetical. The coding region runs from base 1 to 471 and encodes 156 amino acids. The record is from RefSeq and is a predicted model, not a curated record. The transcript has a single exon. NCBI's taxonomy places the organism in Eukaryota, Euglenozoa, Kinetoplastea, Trypanosomatida, Trypanosomatidae.
AUGCACGACAAACACGACACAAAAACCAAACAGGCAAGUUUUACAGGGAAAAACGCGGCCAUCUCCUCCAUGACAAAUAACAUGCCACCGAUAGGGGCAGAGAAAGCCGAGGUCAUUCCACACGCAGCACCGGCAGAUAUAAAGUCCCGCAUGUCUCUUGGGUUUCGAAACGUGGAAAGAAGCGAGCUUGCACUGCAGCGCAGAGUGCGACUUCGACCGGUCGGCAACCCCGCGCCAAUGAGAGAGCCAAUGUGGAUAAUUGGACCCUCGGCACCUACAGGCAGACCAGAAGUGACGGCCAAUAUGCACGACAGCGUCUUGACAAUCAAGUUACGAAUGUUGAAUAUUCGUGGGAACAUGAUGCCGUUCAAGUACGCCAUCACAUCUGGGACACCACUCCCAGCCGCGCUAGGCAUUACAACGCAGCACAGCGAGGAGAGCAACGCGGCAAGUGUGCUCCACACAAUAUAA